AUGACACCUAAUCCACUACAUAGUGAUUCUAGCACACAGACUACCCAAAUACAUGAUCCUAACACUGAGUCCAAUUAUGCCACGCUGCUGGCUGUGACGAUGUUCAUCGUUCCAGCUUUUCUCACGAUCAUAUCUACACACCUACCUUUACCUCAUUCUCGGACCUUCUUGCCACAUAUCAUCAUCAUCGCGGCGAUAAUCACAACCUUAAUCUUUGCAUGGAUCCUCACCAGGCUGCCGAAAAGAUUCAGGCACCCCAUUGGGGUGCUUCUACAAGCCUUCAACUGGCAUGCAAUUAUCACCUAUUACUACUACAUUGAUGUGUAUUUAGUCCAAAGGCCCACAACUUCGAUAUCUGUUGUGGUCAUUGGCUUUGUCUUGGUGAUGGUGAUAGGGGCUACAGUUUUUUGGGGAGUUGUAGCAUACAGGUGCAGUGAUGAAGAGCUGGGCAUGUACACACAUGUUCAAGGUUGGGCUGAGAAGCUGAUUGGGGCCCUGCUUUAUGUAGGCCAGGGCUUUUUUCAAAUGAUUGGAGGAUUCGCGCAGAGGAUUAGUCAGCUAUUUGGCCGCAGUCACAUGUCCAAUGUCGCUGCCCUGGCUUCAGGCCCAGCUAUGACACCACCUCCACAAUAUUCUCUGUAUGGUACUGAUAUUUCACCCUACAGGUCAGAUAUAGAUAAUAAAGUUUAA
This is a messenger RNA of Suillus bovinus, 690 nucleotides long. RefSeq lists its product as uncharacterized. The record is from RefSeq and is a predicted model, not a curated record. The transcript has 4 exons. Bases 1 to 690 code for a protein of 229 amino acids. NCBI's taxonomy places the organism in Eukaryota, Fungi, Basidiomycota, Agaricomycetes, Boletales, Suillaceae.